GGGCUGUGUAUAGCAUUGGCUCCAUUAUUUAGUAUGGACCACGCCUUACGAGUCCGAAUGCGAGCGCAGGCAACCGUCUAACUGGCUGGCCCACCGAGUUCAUCUUACACGGAACCCUGCCAGGUUCGCAUAUAAAGGUGCAUUGCCAAGUCGCCAAGAACUGUUCUGCGAUAUAUGACUGCAGACAUUUGUCGUAACUCUCAAGCGCUACAGCCAAUAACUUGUCUGUCAUCAUGCGAACCUCAAACUCAUUCAUGGCAAGCCUUCUGGCUCUUGCAUCCUCAAGUGUCGCACAAAUCGUCGAAACUGCAAAUGGUGCGAUACAAGGCGGAAAAUGCAGCAGAACGGAUUCAAGGUAUUUCGUGGGGAUUCCAUACGCUCAACCGCCUGUGGGAGAACUACGAUUGAAAGCACCGCGACCAUUUACUGCAUCCUAUAAUGGCACCUUCAAUGCAACAGUCGCCCCACCUUCUUGUAUACAGUUCAACGAAUUGUUCGCUGAGUCUAACACACAGAGCGAAGACUGUCUCUAUCUAGAUAUCUGGACGCCAAGCACAGCUACGGCUGACUCGAAACUUCCUGUGAAAGUAUGGUUGUAUGGAGGUAGCAACGAAGCAGGAGGAAUCUCGGACCCGACGUAUGAUGGCUGUUAUGCAACAUCGGACUCUAUAAUUGUGUCCAUCAGCUACCGUACCGGACCUCUUGGUUUUCUAGCCCUAUCAAGCCUAGGGCUGGAGGGCAACUUUGGCAUCCAAGAUCAACUUCUGGGUUUGCAAUGGGUUCAGGAAAACAUCGCAGCUUUUGGUGGUGACAACACUAAAGUGCUUUUGUUCGGACAGUCCGCUGGUGCGACCGACGCAUACGUCUUGUCCACCUUGCCACAAGCACCUAAACUCUUCAGCGCGGCUGCACUGGAGUCGGGAGGCGGCCGGGACCCAGCCACCCCUCAGAAAGUCCAAAGUUGGCAGCAGCAUUUCCUAGAUGCACUGAACUGCAGUUCUUCCGAUCUCUCCUGUGUGCUCUCAGCUUCGGCCGAUGCUUUCACAGCAGCAGACAGCGCCAUGCCAUCGGAAGUUGCUCCAGGAGCAACCACACCGUUCAACAGGGAGGGUGCUCGUGCUACUUGGGGACCCGUGUUCGAUGGCCAGGUCAUCCCGGAGCUACCAACGAAGGCAGGCAACCAGGUUCCCGCAAUCUUUGGCUUCAAUGCCGCAGAGGGAACACUUUUCGUCUUUGGUGAAUACCUCGCAGAUACUUUCAAGCUGAACCAGUCCGACUACGACGAUUUCCUCACGUAUAACUUUGGCCCUCUGGCGCCCAAAGUCAACGAGACGUACUCGGUUGACAAGUUCAACAGCUCGCAGUACCCAUACUUCGCUGCCAUGUCGACGAUUCUCGGCGAGGUCUCGUAUAAGUGUCCAGCAUACCGGGCUCUCUUAGCAUCUGAGAAGAACGGCAUCCCGGCAUGGACUUAUGAGUUCAGCCACAAGCCCAGCUGCGCGUGGUACGCCAGCAUUCCAUACUCGAUUUUGUCGUACGUCGGUGCGACACAUACUGCUGAGAUACCUUUCGUGUUCAACACAACCCACAACAUGCCACUGCCCGGUGGGAACUGUACGUUCACGACCGCGGAACAGUCUCUGGCGGCGGCCAUGAGUGAAGCGUGGACGAGCAUGGCCGAUUCCGGCAGCCCUGGUGCCAAAAGCGACUGGCCACAAUGGACGGGGAACUCCUCUGCCGGAGUCAACAUUGAUGUGUCGAUGGUAGUAGGAACGGUGGACUACAAGAGUUGCCUGUUUUGGGAUGCCAUUUACGACGAGUCGGUCAAGAUUGUUGGAUGAUGUUAAGCCACCGAAGUAUCAUUGUACGCUUCUAUUAAGUAUAUAUUGCAUAACAAAAUUUCAUGACACACCUGAGGACUGAAGUAAUCAUAUUAGCAGAAGAACUUGACAUGAUUUGGACAUGAAAUGGGACACCACAACGUUAACAACGCAAACGUUAGGAGCAAGAGUCGGCAAAAAGGAGCGCAGGAUCCGGAGCAAAUUAGUAGGAUAGGAGAUUAUUAACGAACAUGGUGAAUAUCAACGAUUUAGAGUACGUCGUGGACUAGAAUAUAGAAAAAAUAUCAGUCUUGGUACUCUAACAACUCGGAGAACUAGUUAACCCCAGGCACAUUCAUGGACG
Messenger RNA from Truncatella angustata, 2184 nucleotides. RefSeq names its product Carboxylesterase. Bases 234 to 1841 code for a protein of 535 amino acids. Lineage: Eukaryota; Fungi; Ascomycota; Sordariomycetes; Amphisphaeriales; Sporocadaceae. The record is from RefSeq and is a predicted model, not a curated record. The transcript is spliced from 3 exons.